GGCACACCAACACUGCAAACGAUAGGCACGGCGCACAUCAAGCAUGGGGAAGCGUGACCGACACAGGAGUCCAUCAUCCUCUUCCUCGGAGGAGAGGGGCCGUCGGAAGUCUUCCAAGUCUAGCAAACAGAAGCAGGACAAGGACAAAAGAAAGAAGCAAUCCAAAAAACCGUCUCGCUCGGAAUCGAGGUCGCGUUCACCACCUCAGAGCAAGAGCAGUCGCCGCAAGCGGGACGAUCGCAGCCGAAGCCCGAGUGUCGAUGAAGAGGCACGGAGGAGGGCUAAGGAGGCCAGGAGGGAGCAAAAGUACCAGGAGAAGUUGGCGCUGAAGAAAGCUCAGCGGCGCGCGGCAGAAUCGGAACACGAAAAGGCGGAGAGGAAGCGAAAAGCCAAAAUGGACGGCACGGCGGCUCACUUCGGGUACACAAACGACAUCAACCCGUUCGGUGAUUCCAACCUGACAGAGCAGUUUGUUUGGGGCAAGAAGAAGGAGAAGGAGGGAACUGCCGACAAGCUGCUCACCAAGCGAGAAAUGCGCGAGAUGCAGAAAAAGAACAUCGAUGAAAUCGAAAAGGUGCGAAAGAGACGAGACGAUGCCGAGGCGGAGCGCGAGGAAAUGGAUCGCCUCAAGGCGGAAGAGUCGAGGCUCCGCGAGCAGCAGCAGUACGGCGACUGGCAGAAGAAGGAAGAGCAAUUCCACCUGAAGCAGGCCUCGCAGAGGUCCAAGAUUCGCCUGGUGGAAGGGCGGGACCGCCCAAUCGACCGCCUGGCGAAGAACGUGAUUCUAUUCGGGGAGCAAGAUCAAGGGGAAGGGGAAGUGGGCAUCAAGUACGGCGGGAAGGGAGACGUGGACGUUACCGGCUUGGAGAUGGAGCUCAGAGAGCCAUACAAGUUGUUCGAUGGCUUGACCUUGGAGGAGCUCGAGCAGCUACAAACGGAGAUCCUGCAGUACCAAGAGCUCGUCGGGGAGAAUGGGCCGAAUCGAGACUUCUGGCUAUCUCUAGGGGUUGUUUGCGACGACAAGGUGGCGAAGGCCAAGGAGCUGCUCGGGGAAACCGAGGAGGGCGUCGCGACGGGGGGGCUGCAUAAGACGGUUAUCGACGACGUGACGGCCAAGUUCGAGAACCAGACCGUGGAAGAGUUGGCUGAACAGAAGACCAAGAUCCAGGACAAGCUGGACUCCGGCGAGGCUUCGGUGGAUACAGAGUUCUGGGAGGCCGUGCUGAAAGAGCUACACGUUUUCCAGGCGAUGGCCAGGCUUCGCGACGUACACCAAGCCAUGCUGGAGGCUCAGCUGGAGAAGCUGGAAGAAAUGCGGGACAGUAUGAAGAGCAAACGCGCCAGCAGAGCGGAGGGAGACGAAGAGGAGGAAGAGGAAGAAGAGGAAGGAAAGGGACCGGCGAUUGCGACCACCGCAGCAGACUCAUCCGCCCUGGCCAUGGGCAUGCUGGCCAACGAGAAGAGCAAGGGGAUGGGAGACGAGGAAGAGCGCAUGGACUUGGCCGACGAGGUGGACAUGGGCGGGAAGACGUACUGGUGGCACGACAAGUUCCGCCCCCGGAAGCCGCGCUACUUUAACCGGGUCAAGACGGGUUACGACUGGAACAAGUACAACCAAACGCACUAUGACCAUGACAACCCUCCACCCAAGACCGUGCAGGGCUACAAGUUCAACGUGUUCUACCCAGACCUGAUCGAUCGCGAGGAUACCCCCAAGUAUUUCUUGGAGAAGGCGGAUCACCCCGGCUUUGCCAUCCUCCGAUUCCACGCCGGCCCUCCGUACGAAGACAUCGCCUUCAAGAUCAUCAACCGAGAGUGGGAGUUUGGACGCAAGCGAGGUUACCGCUGUGUGUUCGAGCGCGGUGUACUCUCUCUCUACUUCAACUUCAAAAGCCUUUGGUAUCGCAAGUAGUAUGCAUACAUGUAUGUAUGGGGUACACGCACUCUUCGCCUGCUGGCGUACCUCGGGAAUCCGUCGCGGUCUUUCCUACUGCUGUAGUCCGACAAGUUUGUGUAUCGCAAGGUGCGGUAAGUUUUGGUGUUGAGUGUUUCAAGUAGUCCUGCACGAGGCGCGGCCCUUUGUUAGCUCGUGGCGCGCCGGUUGUCCGAAUGGCGAAAGGCCUGCUAUGGGCGUUUUCUGGAUUUUCGGCCUCGAAAUAUCGUGUUGGCUCUUGUUUCGGAUAUGCUGUGCGCUAUGUAGACGCCGCAUGGCAGUGCAGGAGCAUCGUAAGCGCAUGGGCCGAGGAUUGGCACGGCAACCGGCGUCGUAUCGGUUAUGACGCUUUGGCGGAAACGAUGCCUACCUUUUUUAACCCUCGAGACACUUCGAUGAAGCGGAUUAUGUACAGUAGCCUAGCAGUGAAGCUGUAGAUGUAGUCUUAAGCAGCCCGCUGUGCAUUGAUAGAUGCACAACGCGUGUUGUUGUGGAUUCCGUCCUAUCGGGUCCCGAAUCCCGAUCAGGCGGACGUGAAGGUUGACUGAGAAUUUUGGAGUACAUGUUGUGGGAUCACGUUGUUGGAGGGAGUUAUGUAGCCUUGGAUUGCGUAACCGCAUCUGUUUUGUCUACGCCUCUUCCUUGCGUCUAUCCAAACCGCUGCGCGCCUGACGCUGGUCCCCGGAACUCUGCGAGAAAUCUGGCGCGUUACGUGCGUCCGUACAGCAGCCGCUGUUUUUCAUGCCUGCUCACGAUGACGAUGCGUGCGUGCUGUUGUUCACGAAGAAAAGGACAAAAGGGACGCAGGGCAAAGACACAAUGACUACAACAGCGUGGAAACAUCAGCUAGAACGAUGCAGCGGUGGUACCAGUAGCAGUGAGCAGUACAAUAAACGCAUACAACUUAGAGAACGCCGAACCACCAGUCGAAACGUCGAAACGCCCAAUGAAAGGUUCCAUCCGAGGCUUUGUUCCUCCUCGGCGCAUCCGCAUCCCGCCGCAGUUCUACGACAGCUCCGGUACAUGUCACAACAAUCACCACCACGCCGCACUCCGCACUCCCGCACGAAAAACGUCGAGGGUGAUGAAUCCGUGACGAGGCGAAGAAAAUAUGAAAAAAUGUUGUUUUCACAGGAUCCACGAACGGCCCAGAGAUGAAAUCGAGGGCAGAAAAGAGAGCAUCUGCAUGCGACGGACCCAAAUGCUGCCCAACGCCUGGGGUAGCGCGAAAGCACUACCAUCCCAUGGAUCCUGCAACGCAAAAACCGGCUACGGGGGUGGCGUGGUGGAGCCCACGACUGGCCAAGAAGCCAAUGAACGACGCGGCUGCUGCCACGGACAUCACGCCGCCAACAACGAGCGCGCGCGGAAACGGGAAGCGCAAGGGCAGGGGCAAAGUGCCCGAGAAGGUGGGAAAACCGGAAAUAUUGCACAUGAAAGAAGGCUUUUUGUGCCGUGCCAAACUUGAAACGACAAGGAAAAACAAGUAGUUGCAAGACGUGAUAGCGGUGUUGGUUGUUAGCUGGGGUAAUUCUCCUUGUUUGUUCGUCCUUAUUUAUGGACGGGAGCAUUGAUGUCAGUAGUAAACGGGAGUAAAUCUAUUAUUGAUGGUGCUGCUGCCUCCCCAACUUGAAGUUGGCGGGUUAAAUGACCCAAACGAACUCAACUGCAUCUGGCUCCUCUCACUGCUGUCUUGAACGCAAUAUUUGGGAGGAGGCCAAGGGCGGCGGGAAGGGGAAGGGCAAGCAGAAGGUGCCCAGGGUGGCGGCCGAAGCGGUGAGUAAUGUCGCACAUGAAAUGAGGCAAGCGUGAAAGAAGGAAAACAAAUCUUACAACAUGUGACAGCGGUGUCGGUUGGUAGCUGGGGUAAUUGUCCUGGUUUGUUCGUCCGCACUAUUGACGGGAGCAUUCAAUAGACCCUUUCGGAUUUUGUGUUUUGUUGGGUCAGACAAAAUGCUCAGACAAAAUAAAAGAUGGUCAGAUUUUUUGGAAUCUGUAGCCGGUAACGGUUUUAUUUGUCCGAGGCUGCCCCACUUUUCACCCACGGCUCAGACAAAUACGUCUCACCAACCUCAUUUUAUCUGAGGCGUGGGUUCCUGUUCAGGAGGCCCAGAUAUUUGAGCAGCAACAGAGUAGCGUAAACCACACAAGAUGGCAUCGCAGGGUACAGACUCGUCCAAGCCUCAUGUCGCCACCACCACCGAUGCGGGCGGUGUGCGUCUAAUGUGUAGGUAUAUGUGCUUAUCGCUGUGGAAGAAACCGAGAUCCCGAAGAAGCUCCCGCGGGUUGGUGACGAAUUUCAGGCGGUGCUGCCCCCGUGGCCCCCGCUCGGGGCACGACCUAGGGCGGACGUACACAAGAGGCGCAAGCCGUGGGGCGCCCCGUCCGAAGAGGACAAGUCCAUGGACCUCUUUACGGUCCAACUCCUGACGGAGUUGCGGACGGACAUCUCCGAGGACGAGGUCCUGGAGGCCCUCCGCGCCACGGAGAGAUUGGCAACCGGUUACCCGUGGUUCACAUCAAUACGCGCUAAUCUGGUGCAGAAGGUGGCCGUCACGGGCGAAGCAACCGCCGCCGCCGUCGCCGCCGCCAACGCGCCAAAGGUCACCAGCCUGUGGGCAAACGCUGUAAUCGCCGUCGCGGUGUCGAUAUCGAAGAGCGCGGUUGCCGCCGCCGCCUCUGAGGUGGCGUGUACCGCGUUCUCCUCUGGAGGGGGUGCCUUCUCUGCUGGAGUAUCCUCCUCCGUCGGAGCUGGUGGCACGUCUGUUGCCGCCUCUUCCUCCGCCGUCCCCUCUGCGGAGGCAUCUGCCGUCGCCUCCUCGGGUGCCUCUUCCUCUAGCGAGGCUGCUGAUGCGUCUGCGGCAUGACUGAUCUGGGGAGGGUCCGCACGCCUGCGGCUGUAUGUAUAUUAUUGUCCAUCUCUCUUCGUGUAGAGUAAUUGGCCGACUGAAGAUGAGCGUGGGGGGUUGUAGUGACAUCGGUGUUGGCGUUGUGGGGUCGCCUGUUGGGUGCCCUCGUAAGUUUGUGGUGUUGGUGGGUGCGGUAACAGUGGAUGAAACUCGUCGCGAAACGCGAAACCAAUUUACUUUGCUACAAAUGAGAGUGACCCGUUUGUUGUCCGUACUACGGUACCCAUUUGGAAGGUUUAGGGGAAAGUUGCAUGUUAUUUUUUUUUUUACGUUCAUCCAUCUCGUUUGCAUGUAUGUGGUAAUUCAUGGCUUUGCAUCCUUCAGACUGUCUGGUGUUUUUGUUUUUUAGUGGAUCGCAUAUCCCGGCUACAGCCAUAGAAAACGAACAGACGUUUCCCUGGAAUGUGCACUGCUGUAUA
Messenger RNA from Ectocarpus sp. CCAP 1310/34, 5261 nucleotides. The record is from the annotation of a GenBank genome assembly. NCBI's taxonomy places the organism in Eukaryota, Phaeophyceae, Ectocarpales, Ectocarpaceae.